Messenger RNA from Mesitornis unicolor (brown roatelo), 1654 nucleotides. Its product is annotated as U5 small nuclear ribonucleoprotein 200 kDa helicase-like. The annotation marks the transcript as partial. Gene Ontology annotation, cellular component: nucleus. The record is from RefSeq and is a predicted model, not a curated record. Gene Ontology annotation, molecular function: ATP binding; nucleic acid binding. The transcript is spliced from 10 exons. NCBI's taxonomy places the organism in Eukaryota, Metazoa, Chordata, Aves, Mesitornithiformes, Mesitornithidae.
GGGAACUGAUCCGAAUGCCCAAAAUGGGCAAAACGAUCCACAAAUACGUUCACCUCUUUCCAAAACUGGAGCUUUCGGUCCAUUUGCAGCCCAUUACCCGCUCCACCCUGAAAGUGGAGCUCACCAUUGCCCCCGAUUUCCAGUGGGAUGAGAAGGUCCACGGCACAUCUGAAGCGUUCUGGAUCCUGGUGGAGGACGUGGACAGCGAAGUGAUCCUGCACCACGAGUACAAAAAAACCUGCUGAAAGCCAAAUACGCACAGGACGAGCACCUCGUCACCUUCUUCGUGCCGGUGUUUGAGCCGCUGCCCCCUCAGUACUUCAUCCGCGUGGUGUCCGACCGCUGGCUCUCCUGCGAGACCCAGCUGCCCGUCUCCUUCCGCCACCUGAUCCUGCCUGAGAAGUACCCUCCUCCCACCGAGCUGCUGGACCUGCAGCCGCUGCCCGUCUCAGCCCUGCGCAACAGCGCCUUCGAGAGCCUCUACCAGGAUAAGUUCCCUUUCUUCAACCCCAUCCAGACCCAGGUGUUCAACACGGUUUAUAACAGCGAUGACAACGUGUUUGUGGGUGCCCCCACGGGAAGCGGGAAGACCAUUUGUGCCGAGUUCGCCAUCCUGAGGAUGCUGCUGCAGAAUUCGGAGGGGCGCUGCGUCUACAUCACCCCCAUGGAGGCCCUGGCAGAGCAGGUCUUCAUGGACUGGUACGAGAAGUUCCAGGAGCGCCUCAAUAAAAAGGUGGUUUUGCUGACGGGGGAGACCAGCACCGACCUGAAGCUUCUGGGCAAAGGGAACAUCAUCAUCAGCACCCCAGAGAAGUGGGACAUCCUCUCACGGCGCUGGAAACAGCGCAAGAACGUCCAGAACGUCAACCUCUUCAUCGUGGACGAAGUGCAUCUCAUCGGGGGUGAAAACGGGCCGGUGCUGGAGGUGAUCUGCUCCCGCAUGCGCUACAUCUCCUCCCAAAUCGAGCGCCCCAUCCGCAUCGUGGCCCUCAGCUCCUCCCUGUCCAACGCCAAGGACGUGGCUCACUGGCUGGGCUGCAGCGCCACCUCCACCUUCAACUUCCACCCCAACGUCCGCCCCGUGCCCCUGGAGCUGCACAUUCAGGGUUUCAACAUCAGCCACACGCAGACGCGCCUGCUCUCCAUGGCCAAGCCCGUCUACCACGCCAUCAUGAAGCACUCGCCCAAAAAGCCCGUCAUCGUCUUCGUCCCGUCCCGCAAGCAGACGCGGCUCACGGCCAUCAACAUCCUCACCACCUGCGCCUCCGACGUCCAGAGGCAGAGGUUCCUGCACUGCGCAGAGAAGGACCUGGUCCCUUACCUGGACAAGCUGAACGACAACACCCUGAAGGAGACGCUGGUCAACGGCGUGGGCUACCUGCACGAGGGGCUGACGGCCAUGGAGCGGCGCGUGGUGGAGCAGCUCUUCAGCUCCGGCGCGGUCCAGGUGAUGGUUGCCUCCCGCAGCCUCUGCUGGGGGAUGAGCAUCGCCGCUCACCUGGUGAUCAUCAUGGACACGCAGUACUACAACGGCAAGAUCCACGCGUACGUGGAUUACCCCAUCUACGACGUCCUGCAGAUGGUGGGCCACGCCAACCGCCCGCUGCAGGACGACGAGGGCCGCUGCGUCAUCAUGUGCCAGGGCUCCAAAAAG